Messenger RNA from Zymoseptoria tritici IPO323, 1494 nucleotides. RefSeq lists its product as uncharacterized. The coding region runs from base 1 to 1233 and encodes 410 amino acids. The transcript has 5 exons. The record is from RefSeq and is a predicted model, not a curated record. Lineage: Eukaryota; Fungi; Ascomycota; Dothideomycetes; Mycosphaerellales; Mycosphaerellaceae. Gene Ontology annotation, biological process: proteolysis. Gene Ontology annotation, molecular function: cysteine-type endopeptidase activity.
AUGUCGGGUUUCCCAGGCCAGAACUACCACAAUCAGGCUGGCUACCCGCCGCCGCAGCCGUACAACAAUGGUUAUCCUCCGCCUCAGCAAUAUCAACAGCCAUAUGGGCAACCUCCUCCACCACAGCAGUACGGCAGCUAUGGCGGGCCCCCACCUCCACCACAAUAUGGCGGCUAUCAACAGCCUCCACCGCCGCAGCAAUAUGGAGCUCCACCUCCACAGCAAUUCCAGCAGCAGCGUCCACCUCAGGGCUACAACCGACCACCCCCUCCUCCUCAAUCACAACAAAACUUCGGCCACGGCGCGCCAUCGGGCUACACAUUCCAAUACUCCGCCUGUACCGGUCGCCGCAAGGCCCUCCUCAUCGGCAUCAACUACUUUGGUCAAAAGGGUCAGCUGCGCGGCUGUAUCAACGAUGUCAAAAACAUGUCGGAAUAUCUCAACGGGCACUUUGGAUACAAGAGAGAGGAUAUGGUCACUUUGACAGAUGACCAGCAGAACCCAAUGAGUCAGCCUACCAAGGCGAACAUCUUACGAGCUAUGAGCUGGCUGGUGAAAGAUGCGAGGCCCAACGACUCCCUCUUCUUUCACUAUUCCGGUCAUGGCGGACAAACGAAAGAUUUGGAUGGUGACGAGGAAGAUGGAUACGAUGAGGUCAUCUACCCAGUCGACUUUAGGCAGGUCGGCCACAUUGUGGACGAUGAGAUGCACCGUAUCAUGGUCAACCCCCUCCAACCCGGCGUCCGCCUCACCGCCAUCUUCGACUCCUGCCACUCCGGCUCCGCCCUCGACCUUCCCUACAUUUACUCCACCCAAGGCGUCCUCAAAGAACCCAACCUCGCCAAAGAAGCCGGCCAAGGCCUGUUGGGCAUCGUAUCGUCCUACGCGCGCGGCGACCUCGGCGGCAUGGCGUCCACCGCCAUGGGACUCUUCAAGAAAGCCACCGGCGGACGGGACACCUACGAGAGGAAUUUGCAGACCAAGACGUCGCCCGCCGACGUCAUCAUGUGGAGUGGCAGCAAGGACUCGCAGACUUCCGCGGACGCCAACAUCGCCAACCAAGCGACAGGAGCCAUGUCCUGGGCCUUCAUCACGGCGCUGAAGAAGAACCCCCAGCAGAGUUAUGUGCAGUUGCUCAACUCGAUCCGGGAUGAGUUGGAGGCGAAGUAUAGUCAGAAACCGCAGUUGAGUUGUAGUCAUCCUUUGGAUACGAAUUUGUUGUAUGUGAUGUGAGUGAGGAGGGAAUUUCACGAGGUGAUGAAGGUGGGCAUGUAUGAGGUAAGGAUGGGUUGGGUGGAGACAGUACUGAGAGGUAGGAAUCGACACUCAGAGCCUUGGGAUGAAUGGCAGUGGAUGAGCGGCUUUGAUUUCUCGCGAUGGAGCGAACGGAACAGGCGCAAUAGAUCACGAUGGUGUGCUUGGAGAUGAGUAAACCGCGAGAGCUGCUGGUCUGGUAUCAAAACAGGUCUGGUAUCAUAAGCAUUUGUUUCCCAU